CUGCCAUUGACCUCAUUAGUGACGGAAGAAAAUAGUAAUGCAUGAAAAUCUUUGUAAAUGACCUAGUAUGAGAGGUCCAAGUUUGUGAUGGAUAAGAAUGAAUCAGUCUUUGAUGUCAGGAAUCGGAUGAGUAGGAUCUCCACCCUUGUUGGCGCCCAGGAGGGACAACACUCUGCCUCGAAAAUGACGACCGAAAAAGACAUUGUUGAAAAAGAAGCCAUCCACUCAAAAUUAUUGGACAAAGACCCGAAAGAAAAUGUCCACGAUACUGUCAUUGAGUGUUCAGUAUGUCUACAGCCCAGUAUACAUCCGGUUCAGCUUCCCUGUCAGCAUAUAUUCUGCUUCUUAUGUGUGAAGGGCGCAGCCCAUCGAAGUAAGCGAUGUGCCUUGUGUAGACAAGAAAUUGUACCAGAGUUCUUUCAGAAGCCCAAACUGAUAAGACAACAAGACUUAGAGAAAACUAUCACAUUUGAUGAAAAAUAUCAGUGGUUUUAUGAAGGCAGGAAUGGAUGGUGGCAGUAUGACGACCGCACUAGUCAGGAACUUGAGAUAAAACACAAGAAUGGUGACAAAUUAUUUGAGCUGUUGAUUGCUGGGUUUUUAUAUGUUAUUGAUCUUGAAAAUAUGGUUCAAUUUCGCAGGAAUGAUAGGACCAGGAAAAGAAAUAUAAAACGUGAUGAAAGCAACAUUGAGGGUGUGAAGGGCGUCGCUGGACUUAAAUAUGUUAACCAGAACACAAAUGAAAGACCUGGGGCUGAGGGUGUAGAACAGCCAAGGUCAAGGUCAGGUGUCCUCAAUGUUGUCACUCCGACAGAUACUGGACACGAUGAUGCAAUAUUAUCUCCCCCUGCCCCCAAUAACACCCCACAGACACCACAAACCCCAGCGGAUAGUCCUCCAAACAGCACAUCAGGAUCACAGCAGGAUUUAUCGCUUCACUUUGAACAUCUCUCACUGGAUGAAUUAGAUUCAUCACAGGCUUUAUCAAACCAGACAGUUGUUGGACGUGAUCAAUCACAGCAAAGGUCACAGAUGAUUUCAUCGAGAGGUCAGUCAAUUAACAUGGUUGACCAACAGCCUGUCAGUGGUCAGAUGUUUCCACCCCUAUCUGGUCCAUUUGAUUAUGAACUUGGAGAGAGUUUGUAUUCUCCAUCUGAUUCAAGUGGUGAGGAUUAAAGAUUUAAUUUUGUAAUAUCACCAGUCACCGUUGCAUUGGCCAAGCAAAUCAGGAUGAAGGAUCUACACCUGUCGGGAAUAUUUCUAAUCAAACAAACUUUAAUUACAUUGGUCUAUGGAUUGUAAAAUUAAUACUAUACGUUUGAUAUCUUCAUGAAGUGAAACAUCAUCAUGGAAUUUUUGAUUACUUAUCAAGACGAGCUUAUGCUAGAAGUUUCCGGCGUUUAGUUCAUAACUUGUACUAGUUUGGUUUAUAGUUUGAUUGAUAAUUACUGCUUGUCUGUCCGGUGUAUGAAGUACUCAUUUUUGCUGUAAUGCUUUACAUUAAUCUAACUAUUAAAUGGUGUUUGAUUAUAUGAAGAUAUCUUGAAUGUGUUAAAUAACAUUUGAUAUGGUUAUAGAUUUUGCCUGAUUUUCUUAGAAGACAGAUUUUGCUACAUUGUAUUUACCUUCAAAAUUCUACUUUUGAACUCUCAUUGUACUUGAUAUCAUACAAACUGUGCUGUCUAAGUACUAAAAGCUGUGUUUUUGUACUUUUACACAUUUAUUCCCCUUUCAGAAAUUUGAAAUUCGGAACUUUGAAUCCCUGCAUAUUUAAUUGAUCACCAUGACAUCAAAAUACAACUAUUCUCAUAUACCUAUUAUAGUGGUGUAUUAUUAUCAAAAGAAUUUUUGAUAUUACUAGAUAUUACCUGUGAUACAGAUGUUAAUACUGGCUGAUGAUUAGAGACCUGUAUAUACUAGCAGGCUUCUUGGGAUGAAUUCCUAGUGCUCUGAAAACUGUGCUUAAAAAACAGAUCUCAUAUAAAUUAUAUACUAAGUAUUUAAUUCUGAUGCUGUACAUUUUUCCUGUGUUUAUGAAACACAUACAUAUGUAUAUAUGUUAUAAAAUAUCUUUAAUGUAUUUUUACAACUCUGACUAUAGUCCUCAACAUGUACAUGUACUUAAGGGUGUUUGUCUAGAUCACUACUAGUAAAUAUUUUGGAUUGUGUUAGAAUUAUUGUCUGAAAAUGGUACAGUUAAAAGUGUUUUUAAUCAAAUCUUUCAACCAGUCUUUCAUAUAUUGUAGGCUAUGUAAUUCCCAGUACUUCUCAGUACUGAACUCAAAAGUUGGUAAUAUUUGUGGGUGUUCUGGUUUUGCUAUAUUUGCAAUCAUUAAAGAUAGUGUAAAAAUAAGAUAUCCAACCAACAUUUAAAAGAGAAUGAAAAUUUAAGAAAAUAUUUUUAUCAAUGUAUAGCUGUAUAGACAUCCAGAAAACUUGAUCUAGUCCAUACUGAGUUGAUCAUUAAAUAUUAACCUGAUGAAAUUUGAUAACUUUAGUUGUAUACAGUAUUUAAGUUAAGUGUACAGUACCUAGUAGUGACAUGUGCAUUGUCCAGUAAUAAGCCAGUAUGUCUAAAACAAGUUGAGAUUUACUGGAGAUAUACUUAUUGACCAUGAUGAAAAUGUUAUCCAUAUAUAUACUGGUGAAGCAUUUCUGCUGAGGUUUUUAAUAGUAAUUAGAUUAACAUAGGUUUAUUACAUAGGUAUGGCAUGGGUGCAUAAUGUUGAAUACAAAAAAGUACCCAAUAUACAUAGAUUUUAUAUCUAUAUGUAGAAUUCAUAGAUACAUGGUCAACUCAUUAGUUGAGAUGUUCUUUCAAAAACUUAAACAUGAUAAUGAUAAUUGAUUUUAUACUGGAAUCAUCACUUAGGAUUGUAAACAUCACAUUGAUUUGUGAAAAUUAUUGUUUACUGUAUACAAUGUUUUGAUAAACUUCAAAUGUAAAGAAAGUUUUUUAACAACGUUUUUCAAAACUGGACACAUCUGUUGCUGAGGUAUUGUUGCACUGUAUGAAAAUUUGAAACUUUAUAGAUAAAAUUUCAUAGAGUAAGUUUACAAACAUGCAUUUUAAAUAUGAAUACAUUGUGGUUCAAGUGUAUAUAAAGUUUAAUGUAGGGAGAGAAGGAAGCAUUUUUAGAAUUCAUAGUGUAUGAAUGCACAUGUUGAGGUCAAACAUAUUUGUAAAUAGUGGGGUCGCAUAAACAAAACAAUAUUUGCUAAAGGUGGUGUAUAUAUGGUCACAUUGAUUAUAAAAUUAAUUGAUACAAUAUCUUUUAAGUCCAAGUUCACUUUUUUAUAGAUUUAUAUCUUGUCUGCACCUUUGGAAUGAUAAAGUCAUAGCACAUGCAACAGUCACUGGUAAACACCAUUUAACCAUUUGAAGAUUUUUGACAUAAAAGAACGAAAUGUCUUUCCUAAAAUAUCAUUGGAGAUAAAAUAUGAGCUGCUCACAAAGUAGGUUGUUGUACAAAGAAAUCACAUACAUGCAUGUAAUUUUUCUUGUUUGUUGUGUUAAUCAACCCAUGAACAGCCACGACCAUUUUGAGAUGGACUCAUUGCAUUCUACCCCAAGCAAGUGCAGUGUCUUUCUGGAGGACACAUGUCACCAUGGCACAAUGGCCUCUUCAUGACCUGAUCUUUCUGAGAAUUACAAACUGUCCUAAAUAGAGACAAUUGAAUUGCAAACCUCAGAUUCACCUUGGACUAGAAAGUUUGAUGCCCUGUUGACUGACCAAGUUGUUGUGGCCAUAUGGAUAGAAACAUUUGAACAAAUUCUGUUAAAUUGCAACUUUUGCAAACUUUGGUAACAUGUAGUAAACAAAGCCUUUGGUUUAAUAAUGUUAUAUCCAAAGGUGUGAGGGAUAUAAUUUCCAGGAAGGCAUGAAUUCUUGGAUUUUGAAGAUACUUGUAUAUUUUUUCCGAUUGGCAACCAUAAACAUGCAUAAUAUCUUGCAUUUAAGCUUGCAAUGUAAAUAUUUAGAACUGCUGGUGUUAGUUUUCUUGUCUAUAAUGUAUUUGUAUAUGUGAUGGAUAUGUGAUGCUUUAGUCAGCAUUUUUUGUAAAUUUAAAUAAUUUUGGUUGUUUUAGAAAUUCAAACAACUGGCAUUACAGUGAUAUAGAGAUUUACUACAUACAGUUUGUUUUCAAUUUUAGAAUUCUAUUUACUAUUUAUUAUUAUAAGCUUAAAGAAUUCAAGAAGCUUAAAGCACUCAAUAGCACAUCAUAAUGAGACGUUUGAGUUGAAGUCAAUGUAAAAAAUGACGAAAAGAAAAGAGUUUUUUUCUUGGUUUUGUAAAUAUAAUGGGCCGUAGUCAUUGUCUGUGAUAGAACUUACAUUGGUUUUUUUGUUUUUGAUGGUGGAUAAAGUUGUUUAUGAAAUGUUAAAGUACCUGCUAUGUAGUACCUGGUUUGUGUACCAGUUUAAGUCCUACUAUAUCUAUCUCUAUUAAAGAGAAAGGUGUUUUUUUUCUUAAAUACAUUUAUGCCACAUAUAAGUCCAUAUGGAAAAUUGCCAAAUUUCAUACUGAAUAAAUUCUGUUUUAUAAUUACAAUCUAUUUACCUUUGCCAUGUAGUCUGUCUGCAUUAUCAAUGGGUUUACAUGUAUUUGAAUUUCUGUUUAAAAAAUUAUAAUACAUGUUACAUUAGCCUUUUUUAGGUCAACAAAGUCUCAUGGUGACCUAUUGUGAUCACCUUUGUGAGGAGACAUGUGUCUGUGAACAAUUUAAUAUUAUCAACUUCUUCUCAAAAACCCAAGAAACCAAUUUUAAGGAAAUUUUGCAGAAAUCUCCCUUGGCCUAAUAUAACAGUGAAUUAUAUGGUCCCCACCCCAUAGGGGCCUGCAGGACAGGGCGAAAAGGGUAAAUUUGACUGGAAUUUCAAAAAUCUUUUUGCUGUACACUAAGAUAUGGUAAAAUCUAAUGCUCUUCAUAGAUGGAAGAACCUUAAGAUGCUUUACCAAAAUUGUGAAUUAUUUGUUCGAUUUCAAACUUGGUUAGAAUUAUGAACAAAGGAUGAUGGCUUGAUUCUGGCUGACUCCUAGGGGCUGAUGGGUGGUGGCCAGAAGGGUCAAAUUGACUCAAAUUUCCAAAAUCUUCUCAACAGUCAUAUAUGGUAGAAUCAAAUGCCCUUCAUGGUUUCUGGUAGGUUCAAUGAUAGAGGUGUUUGGGACUCUUACAGCUUAAACUUUCAUUCACUGAAGCAAAAUAUUUAUUUUUCCCUCCAGAAGUUUUCCUUCUCAAAAAAGAAGCAAGUUAGCAAAUUCCUUUUUGUUGCAUUAUCAUAGAUAGAUUUCACUUUUUUAUUUUGAAAAGUUCAAACCUGGUGUGGCAUCAGUUUCAUUUAAUUUUCAUUGCAUUAUGUACGAAAUGAAAUAUUAGUACAAGGGAUGGCAGGUACAUGUUUUGUGGCACUUAUUUCUUUUGUUCCAAUCAACCUUCAUCUUUUGGGAAAACAUACAUUCUACAUUUUUGAACAGUUCCUGGUCUUCAUUUUUUUUUACCUUUUUAGAUACUUGUAAAUCCCAAAUGUACAUUUAGCCAAUGUUUCAUGUGGCUUGAACACCAAAUAUCUACAGAUGAUUUGACAGAAUGAUGUUUGAUGUGUAUAUGUCUUGAAACAUCAUGUGUACAAACUUGGAUCAGUGGAAACUCUGGCUAACAUAAUUUUGUACGUACAUAUAACAAGGGUAAGAUUUUUCUCUUUGGAAGUAAUUUUUAUUUGACAAUCUUAUAAUAUGCUCAGAAAUAUUUUCUAUUUGAAUUAUAUUGUAAAUAAAUUACAUAGCUCUAGAAUAGAUUAAAUUCCUGGUCCAGAUAAUGUUUGGGUAGGUUGUGAAUUGCAGUGCUUGAUUUUGAUAGAAUCUGAAUUGACAAACAGUCAAGGUGCAUAAAAUGUGCCACAGCCUAGUAUAUGGUAGAUAGUGGAAUUUUUAAUCUGAUGGACAUAGUCCUAUGAGUAUAUUGUAAUUUACUUUAUUUAACAUGUGUUCAUAUUAUAGGCGAUUAAAAAUUUCAAUAAAAUAUUUGACAUUCUCCAA
Messenger RNA from Ylistrum balloti, 6038 nucleotides. RefSeq names its product E3 ubiquitin-protein ligase rnf146-like. NCBI's taxonomy places the organism in Eukaryota, Metazoa, Mollusca, Bivalvia, Pectinida, Pectinidae. The record is from RefSeq and is a predicted model, not a curated record. Gene Ontology annotation, molecular function: zinc ion binding; ubiquitin protein ligase activity; poly-ADP-D-ribose binding. Gene Ontology annotation, biological process: ubiquitin-dependent protein catabolic process; Wnt signaling pathway. The transcript has 2 exons. The coding region runs from base 88 to 1176 and encodes 362 amino acids. Gene Ontology annotation, cellular component: cytoplasm; nucleus.